Messenger RNA from Amoebophrya sp. A120, 282 nucleotides. The record is from the annotation of a GenBank genome assembly. NCBI's taxonomy places the organism in Eukaryota, Dinophyceae, Syndiniales, Amoebophryaceae.
AUGCCGGAAACGACAGCAGGGGCGGCGGAGGCAGCCACGGGGGUGGAGGAAGGAGCUGCAUCUGUGGAGAUGAAGGAUGAUGGACGAACCACUACAGGCUCUUGUCCAGGAACUGCUACAGCCGAAACUCUCAAAAUGGAACACGACCUGAGCUGCAACAAUGUAGUUGAAGACCAACGGCGCCCAGCGCCGGUCGGACGAAACCGAGUCUCGUCGUCCCUUUGUAGAGCUCCCGUCUCCCCCACGACACUAGCUGGAAAAAUGGCUGGUCCUGCUUGUUCC